GAGCACCCUUUCAAUUGAACUUAACGAAAAGAGGGCUUCACAUUUAACAACGACCAUGGCGGCGACAUCCAAGUCAGAGAGGGCAUAUAUUCAAUCUGCACUACAUGCAAGCCCGCCUCUUCGAGCAGAUGGUCGCUCUCUGCAAGAUUUUCGAAAUGUGUUACUCGAAACUGGUGUCUCUCCACUAGCCAAUGGUAGUGCACGUUUAAACAUUGGCAAGAACCCGGAGGAAGGUGGCGGAGGUACUGAAGUUCUCGCAGCUACCAAACUCGAGGUUGAGGACAUUGAGACCGGUGAUGGCGUGGAAGGAGGUCGACUAAUCUGCACCGUGACAUGUUCACCAGCUGCCUAUCCUCAACUUUCUAUGAACGCAUUGGAUGACCUGCAGUACGAUUAUACCACCGUCUUGCACCAAAUUUUAUCGCACCCUUCACUCCAUCCGAAGAACCUCGGCAUCAUACCGCGAAGAAAAUCAUGGCUUCUUAACUUGGACCUUGUCAUCCUGUCAGAUGCAGGCAAUACGUACGAUGCUAUGUUUUUGGCUGCUCGUGCGGCUCUGUGGGAUACCAAAGUACCAAUUACGAGAGCAGUGCAAUACCAAGCGAGGACGGUCGGUGAGACCCUUAGGGCUGUGGAGGAAUCUAUGGACGUAGAAGGGGUAUCUCCGAGCGGGUUUGAUACCAGACAGAUCCCAGUAGCUGCAGACUUUGAGUUGCCAGAUUACUGGGACGAAGGCGAGCCUCUGGAAGGCAGAGACUUGUGGCCGGUUUGUAUCACGCUCAAUGUACAUGAAGCUGUCCAUUUUCUAGAUGCUACGCUUUCUGAAGAAGCCUCGGUGCCUUCGCAAUUCCUUGUGGCAUUUUCCUUCCCGCCGUCGUCACCUUCUAGGGUACAGGCGAUUCGGACAAUUGGGUCAGGAGAAUUGCAGCCUUCCCACAUUCAAACCCUUGUUCAAGAGGCAGAAAAAUAUGCUCGUCAGCUUCAUACCGCUCUGAAUGCAAAGCUGCGUGACGAAGAUAUCAGGAGACAUCAAAAGGCGAAGGUCAAAUUUGCCAAUCGUUAAAUCACAUUCGAAUAGACUAUUCCGUACUUGUAAAGCCCUCACGGAUUACUUUGUAUACUCACAAAUCACUGUAUUGUCUCUGCCAUUAGCGUUGCAUGCUCCCUCAACACCUUAUUCAAUCCCUCUCUUUUCAAGCAAUGUUCAAACUUGAAGCUCUGCGCGAGUUCGUCCAACUGCUCUUCACUCAUACCUCUGAAAUGCUCUGCCCAUUCCAGGACCAUAAAUUCGCUGAUCAACA
Messenger RNA from Somion occarium, 1301 nucleotides. Lineage: Eukaryota; Fungi; Basidiomycota; Agaricomycetes; Polyporales; Cerrenaceae. The record is from the annotation of a GenBank genome assembly.